CCUGCGCAGUCUCUUCUCCACACAUGCUGGUGUUGCUGCUAAUGGUCGAGUCGGCGGCGGCUGAGGUUCACCUGUGUGGUGUCUGCCUGUGAGGUAGUGUCUACUCUGCAGUAUAGAGGCAUUAUGUACUCAGAGUGGAGGUCCCUACAUCUUGUAAUACAAAAUGAUAAGGGUCACACCAGUGUACUCCACAGCUAUCCUGACAAUGUGGGAAGAGAGGUGGCAAACGCUGUUGUUCGUCCCCUUGGUCAAGUCUUGAAUGCUCCGUCAACAGUUGGAAGUGAGAGUUUACUGAAAACAGACAAAGAAGUAAAAUGGACCAUGGAGGUGGUUUGUUAUGGAUUAACCCUCCCUUUAGAUGGUGAGACUGUAAAGCACUGUGUUGAUGUAUAUACAGACUGGAUUAUGGCUCUGGUUUUACCUAAGGACUCCAUUCCUCCACCUGUUGUUAAAGAACCAAAUCUUUAUGUUCAGAGCAUUCUCAAACAUCUACAAAAUCUCUUUGUACCAAGACAGGAUCAAGGUUCCAGUCAGAUUAAAUUGUGUUUGCAAGUUUUAAAAGCUGUCCAAAAAUUGGCUCGUGAGUCAACCACUAUGGCUAGAGAAACAUGGGAGAUUUUAUUAUUGUUUCUACUACAGAUUAACGAUACUCUGCUGGCAGCUCCAACAGUACAAGGUGGUAUUGCUGAGAAUCUGGCUGAGAAGCUGAUUGGUGUGCUGUUUGAAGUCUGGUUAUUAGCCUGUUCCCGGUGCUUUCCCACACCACCUUACUGGAAAACUGCCAAAGAGAUGGUAGCCAAUUGGAGGCAUCAUUCUGCAGUGGUGGAGCAGUGGAGCAAAGUAAUCUGUGCUCUUACUGCUAGAUUGCUGCGUUUUACGUAUGGACCUUCAUUUCCACCUUUUAAAAUUCCCGAUGAAGAUGCCAGUCUGAUUCCUCCUGAAAUGGAUAACGAGUGUGUUGCCCAGACUUGGUUUCGCUUUUUACAUAUGCUAAGUAACCCUGUGGAUUUGAGUAAUCCAGCGAUUAUAAGCUCUACCCCCAAAUUUCAGGAACAGUUUCUAAAUGUGAGUGGAAUGGCUCAGGAAUUGAAUCAGUAUCCCUGCCUUAAACAUCUGCCUCAAAUAUUCUUUCGUGCUAUGCGUGGGAUCAGUUGCUUAGUGGAUGCAUUUCUAGGUAUUUCAAGGCCUCGAGCAGAUAGUGCUCCACCCACACCAGUAAAUAGACUGAGUAUGCCCCAGACUACUGCUGUCAACACAACUCCACCUCACAACCGAAGGCAUCGAGCUGUAACUGUGAAUAAGCCAACAAUAAAAAACAGCACAGCUAGCACUGCUCAUACUUCCAAAGUACAACACCAGCCAUCCUCCACUUCUCCACUAUCUAGCCCAAACCAGACCAGUUCUGAGCCUCGACCUCUCCCUGCUCCUCACAGGCCAAAGGUUAACAGUAUCUUGAACCUCUUUGGAUCGUGGCUAUUUGAUGCAGCAUUUGUUCACUGUAAGCUUCAUAAUGGAAUAAACAGAGACAGCAGUAUGACUGCAUCUUUUAUCCAAAUUCUUCUUUCUUAUAAAUCUUCUAUAGCAACACAAGCUAGUGUGGAGUUUCGCCGGAAAGGAUCACAAAUGUCUGCAGAUACUAUGGCUUCCAAUCCCAUGUUUGAUGCAGGCGAAUUUUCAGACAACUAUGAAUCAGGCAGAGCAGAGGCUUGUGGAACUCUUUGUAGGAUAUUUUGUAGCAAGAAGACUGGGGAGGAUAUACUGCCAGCCUACUUAUCCCGAUUUUACAUGCUUUUAAUUCAGGGUUUGCAAAUAGCAGAUUCUGUCUGUCACCCAGUUCUGGCUAGUGUUAUUCUAAACUCCCCAGCGUUGUUCUGCUGUGACCUGAAAGGGAUUGAUGUCUUAGUUCCUUACUUCAUUUCAGCACUUGAAACUAUUUUACCCGACAGGGAACUCUCAAAAUUUAAAACAUAUGUGAAUCCUACAGAACUAAGAAGAGCCUCUAUCAAUAUUUUACUCUCAUUGUUGCCUCUUCCCCAUCAUUUUGGAACAAUAAAAUCAGAGGUCGUUCUGGAAGGAAAAUUCAGCAAUGACGACAGUUCAUCCUAUGAUAAACCAGUAACCUUCCUGUCUUUGAAGUUAAGACUUGUGAAUAUACUAAUAGGAGCACUACAAACGGAAACAGAUCCCAACAACACUCAGAUGAUACUAGGUGCAAUGUUGAACAUUGUGCAAGAUUUAGCACUUCUGGAAGCCAUUGGUUGCCAGAUGGAGACGAAUGGUAGUGAGAAUACUGUCUUGAAAAGCCACAGUCGCACUAACAGUGGCAUUAGCACAGCAAGUGGAGGAAGCACAGAGCCCACUACUCCUGACAGUGAGAGACCAGCGCAAGCUCUCCUAAGGGAUUAUGCUCUUCAUACAGAUACAGCGGCCGGACUCCUGAUUCGCAGCAUUCUUUUGGUAACACAGAGACUCAACGGACAGUGGAGGCAGGAAAUGAGCAUCUCACUAGCUGCAUUAGAGCUUCUUUCUGGUUUGGCAAAGGUGAAGGUUGGUGUUGAUUCUUCUGAAAGGAAGAGAGCAGUUAGCUCUGUGUGCAGUUAUAUUGUGUACCAGUGUAGUCGCCCAGCCCCUCUCCAUUCCAGAGAUCUUCACUCCAUGAUCGUAGCAGCAUUUCAGUGUCUCUGUGUCUGGCUCACUGAACAUCCAGACAUGCUUGAAGAAAAGGACUGUUUAAAAGAAGUGUUGGAGAUUGUGGAACUGGGCAUCUCAGGAAGUAAAUCCAGAAAUAGCGAACAAGAGGUCAAGUACAAAGGAGAUAAGGAGCCAAAUCCUGCUUCCAUGAGAGUGAAGGAUGCAGCUGAAGCUACCCUCACAUGCAUCAUGCAAAUACUUGGAGCUUUCCCUUCACCCAGUGGCCCUGCCUCUCCUUGCAGCUUAGUGAAUGAGAUCACCUUAAUUAAAUACUCCCGUCUGCCUUCCAUAAACAAAUACAGCUUCCGCUAUUUUGUCCUGGACAACAGCGUCAUCCUUGCAAUGUUGGAGCAACCUUUAGGGAAUGAGCAAAAUGACUUUUUUCCUUCAGUCACAAUUCUGAUCCGUGGGAUGUCUGGAAGACACGCAUGGGCCCAGCAGCUUUCCCUUUUGCCAAGAGGAGCCAAAUCAAAUCAAAAGAUGUUUGUCCCAGAACCUCGUCCUACACCUAAAAAUGAUGUUGGACUCAAAUAUAGUGUGAAACACCGGCCGUUUCCUGAGGAAGUGGACAAAAUCCCUUUUGUGAAAGCAGAUCUGAGCAUUCCAGACUUACAUGAAAUAGUUACUGAGGAACUGGAGGAGCGGCAUGAGAAGCUGAGAAAUGGUAUGGAUCAGCAAGUUCUUUAUGAGAAGUCUAUAGAUCAGCAGAUGGAAGAUGACUGGAGGAAGAAGAAUUUCCCUGAUCCAGUCACGGACUGUAAGCCACCACCUCCUGCACAGGAGUUCCAAACCGCACGCCUCUUCCUAUCUCAUUUUGGAUUUCUGUCACUGGAAGCACUGAAGGAACCUGCUAACAGCAGACUACCUCCUCACCUGAUUGCACUUGAUUCUUCUCUACCUGGGUUUUUUGAUGACAUUGGUUACCUGGAUUUGCUGCCAUGUCGUCCUUUUGAUACGGUUUUCAUUUUCUAUAUGAAGGCAGGCCAAAAAACAAGCCAAGAAAUUUUGAAGAAUGUAGAGUCUUCCAGAAAUGUUCAGCCACAUUUCCUAGAGUUCUUGCUUUCUCUUGGCUGGUCAGUUGAUGUGGGAAAGCACCCCGGAUGGACAGGGCAUGUUUCAACUAGCUGGUCCAUUAACAGCUUCUGUGAUGAGGAGGUAUCUGAACAAGAUGAAAUCAUCUCUUCAGAAGACAUUGGGGCAAGUAUCUUCAAUGGGCAAAAGAAAGCACUAUAUUAUGCAGAUGCUCUUACAGAAAUAGCUUUUGUUGUUCCGUCACCUGUGGAGUCCCUAACGGAUUCAUUGGAAAGUAAUGUCUCAGACCAAGAAAGUGACUCCAAUAUGGAUCUCCUACCUGGGAUACUAAAGCAACCAGCACUGACACUAGAACUCUUCCCCAAUCAUACAGACAAUAUCAGUUCUUCACAAAGGCUCAGUCCAACUUCCAGAUCAAAGAAGUUGCCGCAGGGUCGAGCUAUUCCUCCACUGGGACCUGAAACCAAGGUGUAUGUGGUUUGGGUUGAACGUUAUGAUGAUAUAGAGAACUUCCCUCUCUCUGACUUGGUUUCAGAGACCAGCACUGGAGUAGAAACUACAACUAAUAGCAGCACGUCGUUGAGGUCCACUACUCCUGAAAAAGAAGUUCCAGUGAUUUUCAUCCAUCCCUUAAACACUGGAUUAUUCAGGGUAAAAGUGCAAGGAGCUACUGGGAAAUUCAACAUGGUCAUCCCACUGGUGGAUGGGAUGAUAGUUAGCAGGAGAGCUUUAGGUUUCUUAGUGAGACAGACAGUAAUAAAUAUUUGUCGAAGAAAAAGGCUGGAAAGUGACUCGUACAAUCCCCCUCAUGUCCGUCGAAAACAGAAAAUAGCUGACAUAGUCAAUAAAUACAGGAACAAACAGCUGGAGCCAGAGUUUUAUACCUCUCUUUUCCAGGAGGUUGGGCUCAAAAGCUGCAAUCCUUAGACCAAUAUCCUCCCUGAACAAUUAGAUCAGAGCUUGGUGUCUACAGGAAUGGAAACAAAAACCUUCCCCGUCUUGGAACUCCUGUGUAAAGAAACCACAACCUGAGCAUGACUUCUGCUUCUACUGCAAGGAACCAAUGAGGACUCGAUAUAGGCUCCCACCCUACAAACCCUUUUUGUACAGCUUCACACCACCAGCUGCUACAGAGGGACAAGCUUUCACCAUAAAUUAUUAUUUAGUAAUAGACAAAGUGGAUGUGUAGCAGAGAGAGGGUUAACUGCACUUCUCACCAUUUUCCAUGUUCACAUAAAAUGCCAGAUAUGGAGCAUAGAACGAACUUCUGAAAUUUUGUACUUGGUUUCACUAGCAGGUUAGGCUCAAGGGAAAGUUCUUCCAGAGACCAUGACAUUGCAAUACCGUUUGUGUGUGCUUGUCUAUUUAGCUUGCUUUCCUAUUUACAAGCAGGCUUGGUUCCAGAUUUUGUUUAGCCCAAAGUCAGAGAUCUCCAUUUCCUUUUAUCUUCCUCCUCCAGAUCCAAGGUGAAUGUACCAUGAACCCAUUGCUCAAAGUUCAUUUACUUUUGUAGGUUACUCUCCCCGUCUGCCUGCUGUUGGUCUAUCCAGGGUAAAAGGGUUCAGCUAUCGGGGGUGGGGGGGAACAAACAAAAAGCUAUCUUCUUAGCAUCAAGGAUGCAGCAUUUUGAAUCACUUGCCAGCUUUGGGACAUAGAUGCAUGUCUUGUGUAGCGACAUCCCACCUUGUCCUAUUUAGAGAAAGAAGUAAAAUCCUCAACAUGGGAAUGGAUGCAAUGGGAAUUUGCUACAAACAGAUUUACUAUGAGAGAUUUCUGACACGCAAACAUACUUUACAGAAGGGAACAGAAGCUUCCUUUCAAGUCCCACAUUUUAUCCUUGCUUUGCAAAGAAGCAGGCUCCUUUUUAAAAAGAAUUAUUGAAACUGAGUACACAUCUUUGCAGACCAUGGCUAUGUACUGUUAGUAGAAGUGAUGAACCAUUUAAGUUAAAUAUGUUGGGCUGCUCUUUUUGGUGGUGUCACUCACAUUUCCCCUGUAAUGUCUAGCUGUGAUCUUAGCCAGAGAAAUCUGCAUGUCGCCUUAAAGAAGAAAUUGUUAGAUGACUGAGUUUUCUUGCUAUUGAUACUUAAACUAGAGGAGGGUAUCAUUAUUUAAUAGAACCUUUUUUAAAAUCUGAUAAAAGCUUUUGAAAAUCAACCUAUGCAUUUUACAAAUGGAGCUUAGUUCUUCCAAAAGAGAAUUGAAAUAACCAUACUUCAAGGAAAAACUUAAGUAUUGGUUAGGAGUAAGAGGGACCAUUUUUAUUCUCAGAAAUAACAAAUACAAACCUAGCCCUAAACACAUGUAUUUAGAAAAUAAGUCCUAUUGAUCACAAUGGAAUAUGAUUCCAAAUAAGCAUAUAGUAAUAUACUAUUAAGUUCUGAAGAAUUAAGUUCCCAGCUCAGUUUGGAGCCCUUGAAUGUAUGUGAUUUUUUUUCUUCCUUUUUUUUUAGUAUCAGCCACAACGUGAUGCAUGUGAGCCAAAACCACUUUGGCUUUACUAUUGCGUAAUUGUAGGUUUUCAAGGUUAAAACAAUAAGAACAUCCACUUCGAAGCAAACACUACCAAAAUCAGUUGGAUUCACUUCAUAUUAUCCCCAUAAUAGUUUAAGAUUGUUCAUUGAGUUGCCAGUAUAAUAUCCUUGCAAGUCUUAGCUUGCUACUGAAACAAAGCUGAUUAAUUCUAGAGGACAAUUAGGGUUGUAGCUGAUGGUCUCUUUCCUCUGCUGGAACUGGGAGAGGGAACUGUGCACCCUGAAAAUCUGCUUCAAAGGGCUGGGAAAUCCUCUGGAGUAGAUUUUUGGGCAAUUCACAGGGCUGCAGUGGGGAGCAGAGAGGGAGGGAAGUUCUGUACGCUAGCAAACAUCCACUAGUACAACUUUGGAUUUUACCCUUAACUUCUAAUAUUGGAUAUGCCUUUGCAGAAUUCAUGCAUAUGCAAGUGGCUUGCAAUUGAUCAUGCAGUAUUUUAAAGUAGUUAAUCUCUGUAACUGUGACACAGACAGCCCUGUCUUUCCCCAAUCGGCAAAUGGCCAGUAGUUUUCUACAGCAUGUGAACCUCUCUCCAAAUAUUAGUGAACAUAGGUUGUUGGGCCUCUUAAAAUUAAUUAACAUGGUAUAUUCAGUUUCCAAGCCCAAGUAGGCAUAUAGCAUAGAAUGUGAAUGUCAACUCUGUUGCUAUGAUAACAAUAUUUAAAGUAUUUUGCAAAACAGUUGACUGACACUUCUCUAUGCCUUUUCCUUUUUUAUAUCCAGUGCUUCGAGUUUUCAUGGCAUGGAAUUUAAAAUUCUUUAAUUUAUGUGUUAGCCGUAAAACUCGUGCAUAUGAUGUUUUUUGCUUGGUUAAACCCACAUGUUUCUCAAUGUUGAUAUACAAGGAGAUAUUUGAGGGUAGCAAACAAACUAUAUCCAUCAGUAGAAAGUGCAAAAGUAAGUUAUAUUUUGAACUGUUAAGAUCCUAAGGAAAAGCUAUUUUGAAACUGGCCUACAGCAACAGUAUUUCAUAUUCUUUCAUAUGGUUAAAUUAUACCAGAGAAAAAAGUGGCCAGGUGUGGAGCAUUUUAUGAACAAGAGUUUUGCAAAGAAAAUAUGGGAAAUUUAGUAGCUUUAUGUGGAUUUCCAGUGGGCAUAUAUGUGUUAAAGCUAUUCUUUGCAGCAGUACUGGCUUCAUAAUUGGUAUAAUAAUGAGUAUUUCACUACACAACAUUCUUCUAACAGAGAUACAAUUUGUUCAUAAAAGCUACCACUGUGGCUUUGUUGAAGAGAAAAGUGACCUCUAUGAGGCAACCUAAAGGGCUUUGGGUUUCUUACAGAAGGUUGAACAAUGGAUAUGCUGUUUAUACUGAUCUAGCAAGCUAGUGACUGUCCACUUUAGGAGUAGAUCCAGAUGCUACUAUUUGGAAAAUAAGGGCACAUAAUAAAGUCCCUCCAAAUGUCUGGCAUGUUUAGUUCUGCUUAACUAAUGCACAGGACUGGAACAGCAAAUAGCACUGCCAGUGAGGAUCCAGGGUAUACUGACAUUUGUAUAGCACCUUGUACUUGAUACUGAACAUCUGCCAGUAUUAACCUAGUGCAACCUUCCCCAGCCAGCUGCCCUCUAAGUAUUCUGGACUUCAAUCCCAUCAACUCCAUCCAACACGGUCAGUGGUCAGGAAUACUUGGAGUUGUAAUCUAAAACAUCUAGAAGGCACCAGAUUGGGGAAAGCUGACCUAGUGGGUGAGCACCUAGCUUAAUUGUACACACUCUUAGGUACUAUUCGGAUCUACAAGAUGACCUAUCACAUUUAGUCCAUGAAUUAAAUGGCAUGACCAAUGCAUGUGUACCACAAAAACAGUCAUCAACAUGGUUGAUUAAUUGGAUGUCUGUACAUAAAAAUAACUUUCCAACAUAGCUAUAAUUGUUUGAACCAUAUAUGUACUCUGGGCAGAGUCACUAGCUUGUAUUAUGACUAAUGACCUGCCCAAACCAUCUUUUUGAUUUACACAGGUGGGAAAGAAAAAUCAUAAAUCUACAAUUGUUUUUGAGCUGGGCUGGAGGCAUGGCCAACUUUGGUAUUUAAGACUUCAAAUAAAUAGUUUUUACUUAUAUCCAUUCAAAUUUAAAGGUCUGCUCUUCAAUAAAUUUUAGUUUAUUAAACACUGCCAUGGAACUGCAAGAAUCAUCUGUACUUGUAAAGGUUUCUUUCUUUUCCUUCAGGAGAUCCUUUCUAUUAUGCAUGUCUAUACUUAUCCCUAGGACUUCCCCAGACUUUAUAAUUUGCUUGAAGCAGCCUUAAUUUAGUUUAUAUUUCAAAAAGGUCUAAAAACAGGCAUGUUGUCUUGAAUCCACUUGCAUGUGGACAAGUCCUCCUGACUUUGAAUAUGUACUUACCAGCACACAACUGGACUCAGUGUUGAGGCCUAAAUUUGCAUGUAUUACUACUUUUGUUAGCAGAAUCAAAAGUGCUAAGGAAGGAAAUACCACAGUGAUCCCUCCAAAAUGCACUGAGCAAUUAAUAGAAAUAUGUAAGGGCUCACUUUCACUGUGUUCUCCCAGAUGUUGCAUAUGAUGUGGUCCUUCUGUACAGAUGCUGGUUGUCUGUUUUUGUAUGGGUGUAAAAGAGAAGGCUUCCAAAUGCACUGAUAACUUCCUGUCACCUGUGCAGAGCUGUUGACUGACUGCAAUAAACCUUUGUAAAGAUGGUUGUAUUUGAAAAAUAAAAAAGUUCUAUUAAGUCAAAUAAAGACAUCAGACUUGAUCAUAUGUAGAUGAACCAUCAGGAUAAUUAAAAGUAUAGACAUGUCUAGAACAGACUUGUUUCCUGCCAUUUAUGCUGCUUGUUUCCUAUUACCAUUUUAUUUGGUUAUCUUAAUUACUAUGGUCUGUUUGUUUUCAUUUUUUAAAGAGAUACAAUAUUAGGGCUACAAAUAUUUAUCUGUUUCUUAAUAGAGCAUUAUGCUAAUAUAAAUUGAGGAAGUAAAAUAUUGUCAUUUCACAACACUUCAAUAUGAAAACUCAGUUUUAAUACCUUUUUAAUAAAGAAUUUCCAUUUAAGAAAUAUAGAUCACCUUUCUUAACAGGUCCUUCAAGGAUAUUUUAAAUGUAAAGCAAAAAACAAACAAACGGGAGCUGAAGGAAAUCAUGUCUGGGGGAAAAAACACAAUUUUGUAUGCAGAGCAGCUGUAAGGCAACUGUAGAAAACAAAGUUUGCUUCCAAUCUUCAACACAAGGCCUAUUUACUUCGUUGGGUCAUGAGCCUGUAGGAGUGCCUUGAGGACUGGGCUGCCCGUUAUUUGUAGUUGCUUCCAACAGGGAGGUAUACAAUUGUCAUGUGGUGUUUAGAAUAUUCUUCCUAGGAGGAUUAUAAGACUACAAUUUGACAUAAAUAGUGAACAAAAAUAUAACUGUGACUCAGUAGUGGUUAUACAAUUGGAAAAAGUGUCUUUGAAGGACGACAGGGUUCUUACAGGAGUGCUUGGAAGGAGGUGGGUAGAUACCAUGUGCUUAAAAAUCAUGUACAAUUGUGUAUAAAGUUCUGUAUGUUGCCAAGACAUGAUCUUUUUGUUCUUACUGUAUUUUCUGUAAAUAUUCCUAGCACUAAGUUGUAAAGGCAGACUGUAAAUACAAAGAUGUGAAGCUAUGUUCCUCUGUCUCUAGUUCUUUAUCUCUUGUUUAGGGAAGGCACAAAGGCUUGUUUGUAUUUAUGCCAACUCUUUGUCCAGAAGAAACACAUCAAAUAUUGAAUGUAACACAUUUAGUCAAAUAAAUUUUAAAGAUAUUCUUA
Messenger RNA from Elgaria multicarinata webbii, 9986 nucleotides. It is a transcript of the gene RALGAPB, whose product is annotated as Ral GTPase activating protein non-catalytic subunit beta. Gene Ontology annotation, biological process: activation of GTPase activity; regulation of small GTPase mediated signal transduction. Bases 124 to 4650 code for a protein of 1508 amino acids. The record is from RefSeq and is a predicted model, not a curated record. Gene Ontology annotation, molecular function: GTPase activator activity. The transcript is spliced from 32 exons. NCBI's taxonomy places the organism in Eukaryota, Metazoa, Chordata, Lepidosauria, Squamata, Anguidae.